This is a messenger RNA of Astyanax mexicanus (Mexican tetra), 3006 nucleotides long. It is a transcript of the gene phospho1, whose product is annotated as phosphoethanolamine/phosphocholine phosphatase 1. Gene Ontology annotation, molecular function: phosphatase activity. The record is from RefSeq and is a predicted model, not a curated record. The transcript is spliced from 2 exons. The coding region runs from base 238 to 1092 and encodes 284 amino acids. NCBI's taxonomy places the organism in Eukaryota, Metazoa, Chordata, Actinopteri, Characiformes, Acestrorhamphidae.
GGCUUGGCCUCAGCAGGGCUUCGUUAUAAAACAGAACCGGUUGGAUGAAGACCUUCAGAAACGAGAGAAAAGUGCAGUCAGAUGGAAAUUCUGCCCCACAGACCAGGAGUAAAAUAAAAAACAGCAACGAGACGAACGAGGCGUUUCUGCUGAAUGUAGCUACAUCUCCAGACAAAAAAACAGAAGAACAGAAAUAACCAUUCUCAUUGCAAGUUCUCAUUGCGUCUGCUGCUAAUAAUGCAGGACUCCGUCUUCAACUGCUGUUUUUCCCCACCCCAUCCUCCUCCUGGUAGAAGGGAGGAGUCCCAUUGGCAUGGCAACAGAGCACAGGGCCCACCCCCUAAUGACCGCCGCUUUCUGAUCUUUUUUGAUUUUGACGAGACCCUGGUGGACGAGUGCAGUGAUGACGCAGUGGUUAAGGUGGCCCCUGGUGGCUCUCUGCCCGGCUGGCUGAAGGACACGUAUCGUCCAGGGAGGUAUAAUGAGUACAUGCAGCGUGUUCUGGCCUACCUGGCUGAGCAGCAGGUCACUCCAGAAACAAUCAUCAACACUAUAGAGCGACUCCCACCAUGCCCAGGCAUUCCGGCACUGCUGCGCUUCCUCGUGUCCCGCCCACCGCGGGAUUUCGAAGUUGUAUGCGUGUCUGAUGCCAACACCGUGUUCAUCGAGGCCUGGCUCCAGAACCUGGGCUUUUGCCAGCUUUUCCUGCGCAUCUUCGCAAACCCCGCCCACUUUGAUGAAAAUGGACAGCUGCAACUCCGCCCCUUUCAUACCCACACCUGCAUGCGGUGCCCGGUGAACAUGUGCAAGGCCGAGGUGGUACGGCAGUAUACAGCCCAGAGAGUGCGUGAGCGAGGCGGGAGGCGCUACCAGAAGGUUCUGUAUGUCGGAGACGGAGCCAACGACUUCUGUCCAUCGCUGAUUCUGUCGCCUGGAGAUACAGCCUUUCCUCGACGUGACUUCCCCAUGCACCGGCUGAUCCAGGAGAUGGAGGAAGCUAAACCCGGAGAGUACAAGGCCAGCGUGGUACCCUGGAGCAGUGGAGAGGACAUCAUUAACAGGCUCAGGAAGAUAGUGGAAGAAAGGCAUUAAAAAGAGGUCCUCAAUACUAAACCUGUAGAAACUUUUUUUAACCUGAAUAGUAUGGUGCUUCUCCUUUGCAUCUGAUGCAACUAAUAAUGAUUUUGGAAAGUCUUAGCAUUUUAAAGCGCUUGUAUCACCAAAAUUCGAAAGCAGGUAUAUACACCAGUCAGCCAUAACAUUUAACACAUGAUAAUCCCUAAACGUUUUUAGUUUUGCUAUAUGUAUCUCUUUUUAUCUAUUAGUUUACAUGUAAAGAUUGGCGUCAGACAGUGGUUCAUUAUGUGUUGUGUUCAAACACUGACCACUAGAGAGCAGUAUUGUACCCUAUAGUUAAAUCCCACUGGGUUUUAUAUAUAAUGACAGUUUUUAUUAACAGUUGCAUAUAUUGCACAUAGUUGUAAUUGAAUCUACAUGUUCGGCAGCAAAUGAAGAGUCAUUUGUCUAGGGAAAUUGGACAAAGCAUCUCCAAAACAUUGGUUGUGGGGAGUUCUCAGGUAAGCAGUAGUCAGUACCAGUGAGAGGGCCAUGGGCACCCAGGGACACCUUCACAAUAUUGGGCAGGUGGUUUUAAUGUUAUGGCUGAUUUGUGUGUAUGCUGUAUGCUGUUUAUGCCUAGAUGGACUAGUGCCAACUUGGGUUCUUUAUUCUAGUAGUAAUAGAAAAUUGGAGCAUCCCUUGUGGACUUUAAUCGACUUUAAUACAGUCACAAUAAUGGCUGUCCACAUUAAAAAUAAAGAGGAAUUCAAUUUAUGUCUUAAUGAAAAUUAUCAUUAAGACAUAAAAAACAUUAUUGGGAGUAGAUUGAUGUGCAAUGCUCCCUUCUAGAUAAACUUACAGAGAGUCCAGACAGUUCACAGUGGUGUGGUGGUGGUGAUAGCAGCAACAGGACAUCCGUAAAGAUUGAUGCAUCUAUAAGCUACCUCACCAAAGGUUAUUACAUGAAAUGGUUAGAAAUAUUGUGUUUAUUGUCUUUUUAUGACUGUCAUCCAGAUGUAAACAUUGGCAUAAUGAGGAAACGUUUAGAACAAGAGGGCGUGCCUUAGUUAAAAUAUUAGUUAUUAUAUUAUUAUAUGUACAUUCUUGGGAAAUAUGCAAAGUUUGAAUCUAAAAGCUGUAGUAGUCUAUAUCAAUGUAAUAGAUAACAUAUAAACAGGACAGGACAUAUUUUGAAUUUUUCCUUUUUUAAAAGAAGGUGCCACAUUACCUUUUAUUACUUAUGUGUAUUUUCACAUUUUGGUUUUACGUUUCUAUCAUUAUGUUUUUGUGUCCAGAGGUAGGAGUGUGUGUGAUUGAAUCAGUUUUUUUUUUUUUUACAUAUGAUACACAUAUGUUUCACACUAAACAUCAUCAUACAGUACAUAUCACAAUGUUCUGUCGUUUAGAUGUGUUGCAAGAUAGAACAGAUAAAAAAGAAUCACAUUUUAAAAGCACUUAAAAAAACACGUACUGUACACGCCGGGUGGGCGAUAUGGCCCUAUAGUAUCAUGAUAUUAUAGGGUAUUUUUGCGGAUAUUUUUUAUAAUUCAUUUUAAGAAAAUACUACUGUUGUAUUUAGUUCAAAUAUUAACAGUUACAUACAUUCUGUAGAAAUAAAAAUAUAUAAACUUUGUCUAAUUCAGUGAAUUAAUAUACAGUGAAUUUUAUCCAAUAACACUGUGCUUCUCUAAAAAUCUAGUUAAAUUGACUAAUUAUGUAUGAUGUGUCCAGUUACAAUGAGAUCCUGCUAAAUUACAACUACUUAUGACUUGAUUGUGUGUGUUUGUGUAUGUUGCUUCUCUGUGUAUCUGUGUGUUAUAACCAGCCAGGGCAAAGCCCAAGACUGUGUGCCUUUUGGUCUUUUAGUCUUUUAUGUACUGUACUGUACUGUUUUAUGUAUACUAAGGUUUCCCUCCUACUAGGAGGGAAAUAAAUAAUUUACUGACA